Mycena indigotica is the source of this 2097-nucleotide messenger RNA. RefSeq lists its product as uncharacterized. The transcript has 7 exons. Bases 1 to 2097 code for a protein of 698 amino acids. Lineage: Eukaryota; Fungi; Basidiomycota; Agaricomycetes; Agaricales; Mycenaceae. The record is from RefSeq and is a predicted model, not a curated record.
AUGUCGCGGUCUCUACUUCGAGAUGUGCUCAAACGAAACCAAGAGAAGGGAAAGGCACCGGAGACGCAAACAGAAAAGGCCGCCCCGACGACAAGCUCGUUCAAUCCAUCUUCCUCGCGGCGCAGCAUCAAGAAUCUUUUGCUGCCAGGCUCUUCAGGCAAGACCAUUUCUGGCUCGAUUCGCUCAUCCGGCGCUGCCUCGUUACGGUCCGUCGCGUCGUUGGCGCAGUCAAUGGCCAGUUUUUACAGUAUGAUGACUGGCGGAAACCGUGUACCGAAGCGAAGAAGACCAGAUUUCUCCACACUAGGUGUACCUGAAUGGUAUGCUGAAGACCCUCCACCGGUACCUUUGAUGCCUGGAACCGCGGAGCACUCGCCCAUACCGACUUUAUAUGCGAGAGGAAUGGCUAGUGUCAUUCAUGAACGGUCGCCUGGAGAGAAGCCCUAUAUGGGCAUUGUGCUCUACAGCCAUGCUCUAUCGCAUUCUAAAGCAGCCGUGUAUCACAACGGAGCCAGGAUUCAAGGCGAAGUGAGGUUGGACAUCACAAAGAAGGAUAGCAUCAAAAGCGUAGACGUUUGGCUUAUCAUUGCUGCGGAAAGUAUUCUCGAUAUAUUCGCACCACCGAUGUAUGCGUUCACUGCCAACUUAUGGAACCGUGAGAUGGGCGACCCUCGGCAGAUUGGUUCCUCAAAACCAUGGCGAGGACCGUUUCCUGAAGGAACAUUCGCCUUUCCCUUCGAAUUCCCGGAGCUUCCCAAAGAUGUCGUAGUGAAGCAUCCUAACGAUGGCAAGCGCAGAAACUUGGCGCGAGUCCCUUUGCCGCCGGCGUACUUUAUAAACCAAGUUGCUGGCUUUUCGGGAAGUAUCAAGUACACUGUGGGCGUCAACAUCGAGCGUGACGGGUUAAAUGGAAUCGACGACGAGCUGGACAUGUCAUUCCAGUAUCUUCCACUGUGCAAGCCCCUCCCACGCGUCCCAACUCCCUUCCCCUUCAUCCCCACACGUGAAGACUGGCCAUUCAGUCGCGAGACUGUUGGCGGAUGGAUGUUAACACCAUUUGGGGGCAGAGGUCGAUUAGGCGAAGAGAUAGUCGAAGUCGAGGGCAUCUUGGGCGUUCAAGAUCCACCGGUCUACACCACCGACGACACAAUCCGGUUUUCGCUCCUUCUGUGGUCCAAGAACCCGCUGGCGCUGGAGGCAUUGGGGCAGCCUGCCGCAGUUGAAGUUGCUUUCUUGAAAUCAGACAUGUUUGCCCUCGAUGUCAUGACUCCACGCACAUCUACGCGCAAGAAUCGAUAUCUUGGUCGAUUGGCAGCGGGGCGGGCUUGGAGGACGGAUGACGGGAGGCCAGAUGACAAUGAACCGAUUCCAGAGUUUAAACUCGUGACGCUUCCCGAGCCCAAGCCUAAAACACUGCCAGAGGGGGCUUCUUAUCAAGUUAAGGGUGCAUCGUCGUCGAGAAUGAAAGAGGUAUAUGUUGCAGAUGAAACAGACUUGGAAGUGGAGGCCAAACUAGUGGAGAAACAGACUGAAAAGCUGGGUUUGGCCGAUGAUACGAAGGGCUUGGAGAAUGGUAAUGCCGAAUUAGUGCAGAAACAGAGUGAAGAGCUGGAUUUGGUUGACGAUGGGGGGUCGACCAUGGUUGCAGACGGAGAGAGCGUCACAGAGCGAGCCCCUUCUCCAACCCCAUCAUUGGACGACAUUGAAGAGGAAACAACACCGGAGGAAGACCAUUUCCUGCGUAUGGAUGGUGAGGUCAAAGUCCCAGCUUGUACACAUCCCAACUUCCGAUACACCCACAUGGGCCGCGAGUAUGUGGUCCACUUGAUAUUCACCCACCCGCAGUACAACCAUAUCUCGCCCAAUGCAACCGGAAUCCUCGCAGAAUUUCCGGUCUGGUAUGUUUUCGACCGUUUCGGACACCACCCACCGACUCCCGAAAACGUCGUCCAAACGCCUGAAGAUCUCGCAAAACUGCCUGUCAGUGGAACCGCAAUUUCUGUUGGUCCAUCCACAGUUCGCGGUCCCAAGGUGGUAGGCAUGGCGACAGAGGAAAAGAGGCCAACGGGGAAGUAUACGCGGUAUUAUGCAUUUUAA